UCUGACUCUGUGCUGUAAAGUAAAGAUCGGGUAGUUUAGUUUCAAAUCACACUGAGGGAACAGGCGGUUGACCAAUUUGUCACUUGUCAGAGGAUUGAGUAUAAUGUUUCACAGUGGUAUCUUAUUUCUACGUUUAACCUUACAGAGGCUUGCUUUCGGGUUCUGACAUUCACAACCCAUGGUGUUCCUCUGUGUGGAAGGCUAGCGUGAUCUGGUGUAAACAAGUCACUAGCUCAGGAUUCACUGUUUGAGGAGAGGAGGGGGGAAGUAGCAGGAGAAUGCAGAAACAUUGCCACGCAUAAGUUCAUUUUUAACUGGCCACUGGAGACCAGUUAGGUACUGACAGCAUAAAACAAUUGCAUGUAUUAAGUAUCCCUUCUGAAAGGCGUGUUAGAUGACAGAUUUACAUGCAAUUGUGUUUCAAAACUAACGGUACUGUGUUACAACUGGUCGUCCAUUGAGCUGGGCAGCUACCAAUGUUAGCAGAAACCAAAGUCACUAGUUUGCUAACCCUGUCAGCGGAAUAACAUUAUUUGGCGUCGAUUAUCACGGUGUUUGUUGGCGAUUAUCCCCGUUAAAGUUAUCAAUGAAAAACAGGCUAACAACGAAACGACAAAACGGUUAGGGAGAUUUUAUUCGAAACAGGAAAGGACUUUCGACCAUCCUUAUCUCCGAGACUCUGAGAGGCUUAUUUGAGGGACACGGAACUGAUUACCCCGCCUGCAAUAAUGUCAUUAUUGCCAAGGAUAUUACGCUUGGUAAGACGGGAGACUUCCUCUAUCUACUGUCAUCGGAGGUGUUUAUCAAGCAUGUCCUCCUCAAAGAAAUUGCGGAUUCUGGUGGACAUGGAUGGGGUCAUAGCAGAUUUCGAAGGUGGAUUUCUGAAGAAGUACCGCGCGAGAUAUCCGAACGAACCAUUCAUCACAUUAGAGGACCGGAGAGGAUUUUGGGUGUCAACUCAAUACGGCCAGCUAAGAAGUGACCUCUGCGAGAAAGCCAUCAGCAUCUGGGAAUCCAAGGACUUCUUCACCGAGCUGGAACCCCUACCGGGAGGCGUGGAGGCCGUCAAAGAGAUGGCCAAGAUGGAGAACACAGAUGUCUUUAUUUGCACCAGUCCAAUCAAAUUCUACAAUCACUGUCCUUAUGAGAAGUAUGCAUGGGUGGAGAAGCACCUGGGCCCUGACUUCCUAGAGCAGAUCAUCCUGACGCGAGACAAAACCGUGGUAACAGGCGACAUCCUCAUCGACGACAAGCCGGAUAUACUGGGGGUGGAGCCUAACCCUACCUGGGAGCACGUGCUGUUCACGGCGUGCCACAACAAGCACAUGCCCCCCUGCCCGUCACGCCGACGCCUCCUGUCCUGGGCAGACGAUUGGAGGGGCAUCCUGGAGAGCAAGCGACACUGAGGGAGGGGGGCGAAGCCACACAACCCCCCCCCCCCCAAUCUCCCAAACCUCCACAUCAACUCCCACAGACGGCUGUCCCUUUUGAGAGCCGGGGCUCAGGAGGCCCCCCCUCCCCAAACCUCCACACACACUUAUCAACUCCCACAGAUGACCCUCUUGAGGUCACAGCUCCCCUUAGAAGAGAAAGAUCACCAGGCUACAGUAAUGGAAUCUUCUUGAAGAUUCCGUGGGAGAGUGGUCGUCCAGUAAGAUCAGCGAUGGCCUCUUUCUUGCGAGCUCUCCGAAAAAAAGAGUUUUUCUGGUCAGUCCUUACAGCUGUCACUCUUUCUCUGUCACGCACCUCCUGUGGUACCCUCGUCUGAUUGGACAAAUAUUAGGCAAAUCCUUUUCAACUUCCUGUUUAUCCCUCAGCUGAUUGGACAAAUAUUAGGCAAAUCCUGUUCAACUUCCUGUUUAUCCCUCAUCUGAUUGGACAGUUCCUAGUCAACUACUGUUGGUCUCAUCUUGUUAGACAAAUCCAUUUCACUUCCGGUUUAUUCCUCAUCUGAUUGGGUACAACCCUCUCGCUCCCUAUGACCCACUGGUAUUGGGGUAUUUAUUCAUACAGUGCAUUUGACCUGGACUAGGGGAAGACGCCUUUAUUUUAACCUCAAUUUGCUGGGUGCAGUUCAGCCCACAUCAGCCAGAGGGCGCUCUCUCAUUUGUUUACCACUUCAGGUGUUUAAUGAAACAGAGGUUUGUGAUGCCCACUCUGUUAACCUCACUCCACACACACUCACAUACUCUCACACGCACACACACACACACACACACUCACACACACACACACACAGGUGUGUGAGGCCUGCUCUAUUAACGUCACUCCAUACACACACACACACACACACAAACAUACAUACAUACACACAUACGUACAUACAUACAAACAAGCAAACAAGCGCACAGCCAAAUUAUAAGCUAUUCUUGGUUCGAGUGAAGAGACAUGGCAUUAUUUCAGCACAUGUAACAAAUGUCACAAGCUCAGAUAUGACUGAGAACAGUAGUUUAGUGUUUUUUUUCUUUUCUUAAAGUAAUGUCCAGCCUGUGGUAAUAACAUGCGUGUCUAGAGCCCAAACCCUUAAGACUGCCCUUUACUACUAGUCUAUAGUCUCCAUACAGGCUCAGGUUUACAUUGUAAUCCCAGACCCACUGAAAACUCAAACAAUGGUCCUAACCCACAGAUACGAACAUGUUGGGUGUGUGUACAUGGAUGACCACUAGGGGUCGCUGAUGGCACAUUCGAGCAGCUUAGACCAGAGCAUUAGCAGUUGCCAUAGAAAUCAGGUUGCCCAUGUGGUGCUUCCAGUGCUCUCUCUGCCUUUAAUGUAGUGUAGUCACUUCAGCCUGUCUAGUGUGGUUUUCUGCACGACAUGGACGAGGCUAUAUGUACCUGCGCAUAGAACACGCACCUGACUGCCAAAACAUGGCGGUUACCACCUGUAAAGGUCACAGGUCAAGGGGAGUUGACAACAGGUGGUGUCUGUUAGCAACCGUUUAAGAUGCUGUGGCAUAUUAGUGUACAUUUUCUGGAGUAAAGCAGUCAGGAAUACAGGUAAAAAUACACGUUUCCAAAUGCUGUCAGGCUGUCAGUACUGCAAUACAUGCAAUCACUAUCACAAUCAAGUCACAUGUACACUGACACACACAACCAGUGGUCGUUCCUGUUGAUAAAGACAUUUCUUCCAGCAUUUCCAUGGUCACCUAGACAGGGACUAAUAGUCCGAAGCCAUAUGUCACAUUGAAGUAAUACCUGUAUGAAGUGUUUGUUAUUGUGUUAAUAUCGGGAGGUGUUCGAUGCUCUGUAUUUGUUGUUUAGAUAUGAAACACUUUCAUCUACAACAUGGUUUGAUGGUUUUUAGCAUGCUUAGAAAACCCUUGUCCUUCAGAGUUAAACACACACACCACACACAUAUGCACAGUUGACACUUUUCUAUAUUGUGCCAAUGAGCCCUAAGGUUGCCCAGGUGACCGUUGGUGUUUACAUUGCGCUGCUCUGUAGAACACUGAAAACGACUCUAGAACCCUCAGAUUGAAUUGCUACCAGGGCAACACAGAGGAGGUGGAACAGCAUGGUCAAAUAAGAACGCAUAUCGCACAUUUCACUGGUCUUCUGUACAAGUGGUUGCCUGGCUAGAUAUUUUUUUUUCCAAAUAUUAUAUUGUAGCCCAAUACAAUGAUAGCCAUUAUAAUAUUUUAAGAGUUAUAAACUAUAAGUAUUAACAUUUAGAUUUUGCAACAAAUGAUAUUAACAACUUAUUAUGUAAAUUCACAUAUUUUAUGCAUUUUAAGAUGUUUUAUGCACAUUUCUUUUGCAAAUGAUUUUAUUUUUCUCUGAAUGUUUCUUGUUUUCUUUGCUGUGGUGCAAUUGAGUUUAGAGGGCGAGAGGGACUGGAGGUGCAGCUGCAUUCAUGUAGAACAUUUAAACAAGGGAAAAGUGCAUUCUGGGAAAAUGCCACUUUAAAACCUAGCUUUUGUUACCUGAGUCAGAACUUGAAUGGCAGUGGACGCAUGGCUGAAUAGCCAUGACUUCUCUCUCUCUUUCUCUUUCUCUCUUUCUCUCUCUCUCUCUCUCUCUCUCUCUCUCUCUCUCUCAUGCCCCCUCUCUGCCAGUUGAGUACUAUGGAAGCUGCCCUUGUGACCUCACUUCCUCCUUCUCUCUGGUGCUCAUGAUCUAGUUUGGGUCUAGUCCGGUCAGCUUUGGUUUGGUUGGACCUUUUCUGUGUGUUUUUUUUUGUUGUUGUGUUUUUGGUGCUUCUCCAUGGACUGGGGAGUUUUCAGUUUUAUUUCUUGGGCUACACGGGAAGGGGUAGCAACUACAACACGACUCGAACGAGAUGAAUAAAGAGAGCUAUGUAUUCCAACACA
Molecule: messenger RNA, 4310 nt
Organism: Sardina pilchardus (European sardine)
Lineage: Eukaryota; Metazoa; Chordata; Actinopteri; Clupeiformes; Clupeidae
Product: 5'(3')-deoxyribonucleotidase, mitochondrial-like
Exons: 5
Coding region: 729-1406 (225 amino acids)
Biological process (GO): pyrimidine deoxyribonucleotide catabolic process
Cellular component (GO): mitochondrion
Molecular function (GO): 5'-nucleotidase activity
Source: RefSeq, a predicted model, not a curated record